Molecule: messenger RNA, 3128 nt
Organism: Physella acuta
Lineage: Eukaryota; Metazoa; Mollusca; Gastropoda; Physidae
Source: RefSeq, a predicted model, not a curated record
CAAUGCGAAAUGUCGUGGCUUAUCAACAAGGCCAACCAAAAUACUUCAUCUUGCCUGUUAAAGCCUGCAGACAGUUUAACAACCAUUCGAUGUGAUAGACUGCAAGAAGGUUACUUAAACAUCCGUUCAUCGUUUGUGUGAGGCCGUAAAUGUACAACGUUCAGGGUUUUCAGAUAAUCGAGACGCUUCCUCAUAUUAUGAACAAGAGCGCAUAACUUCGAGAAAAUAUUUUUUUUAAAUCAAAAGAAAACAUUUGGAAGUUGGAAAAGUGUUACAAACUUCAAAAGAUGAAAGCGCGCAUAUCUAAAACUUUACAUAGGGUCAAGCAACCGAAGAUCCGGAAAUGCAAGUCUGCCGUUCCUUCCAAAAUAAGGAAUAAACACUUUAAAAACUCUCAUCAGACUUUAAACGAAACAAAAGUUGAAGAAAACACGACCGUGACAAACGGAGCUGAGGUGGAAACAAAGAUGAGAGUGAACUCCCCUUCAAAAAACUUGGACGAGAAUUUUAUACCGGAACGAAAUGAUCUAACUAAAAGAGAAACAGUAACAUCUUUGGAUCCAAAUCCAUCUAUAGGAGAUACGCUGAUUCUCUUGUCCGAAACUCCAAUUCCUCAGUCUGAAACGCACGCAGUAGCUGAAUCGCGACCUGACAAAAUUAAAAAUAUCAAAACCAGUCCAAGCCAGCCUAAAACUCGAGAAACCACGCCACAUCAGAAAAAAAUUACUUUAUCGAUUUCGCCCUUGAAGAUUAAAACACCUGGCCAUACUUCCCCAAUGCGUGAAGCCCCGCGUUUUCCUUUAGCGUCACAUACCACACCGACCACAGCCAGAGCUCGGUCCUCGUACUGCACGAAAAAUGAAGACGCCGUAGCUAGAAAACACAGCGAUGGGAAAUCCGUCAGCAAAAAGAAAUCUGCCCUCAAACAAACGGAAACCAGCGCCGACGGGAACCAAGUUCACGUUCGUGUGUUGAAGUCAAAUCCGGAUGCGCGCGUCAUAACCUUUGCUCUUCCAGUUGACCCAUCUCCGAAGCGCGCCAAGAUCUCGACGUCUGCUGUUGCCGGGGGAAAAGACUUCGGCAAAACGAAAGCCACGCCCCAAAGCUCAGCCAAUUCCAUACCGGUAUCCCACGUGAAUCUGUCCAAAAACGCCAAUGCCUCGAGAAACCAUUGUUUUGGUAAACCUAACCCUGUGCUAAACAAAAACUUUGCGUCAACCCGUUUCAACUCACAGAAAAUCGAUCCCAGAAAAAUUGAUGUUUACAUUCCAAGUGCCAAGUCUCACCCAAAAUUAUAUUCACCGAAGAGUAUUAUAAAAAAGAAACGCAAUCAAAAACACCAGCAAGCUGACCAAAAAAUAAAUGUAACCAAACCCCACAAACCGGCAGAUCAAAACAUUAAUGUUGAAAAAAAUCAGCCUAACGAAGAUGAGGACCUAAAUAUCAAUAAACAGCAAUUAGCCGAACAAAAUUUAAAUGUUAACACAUCUCAAUCCAUAGACCAAAAGCUAAGUGUUAACAAACAGCCAUCCACUGAACAGAAGUUAAAUGUUAACAAAUCUCAAUCCACAUACCAAAAGCUAAAUGUCAACAAAUCACAAUUUGCAUAUCAAAAGCUAAAUGUUAACAAGCAGCCAUCCACUGAACAGAAGCUAAAUGUUAACAAAUCUCAAUCCACAGACCAAAAGCUAAAUGCCAACAAAUCACAAUCUGCAUAUCAAAAGCUAAAUGUUAACAAAUCACAAUCCACAGAUCUAAAGCUAACUGCUAACAAAAAACAGACGACGUCUCAAAAGCCAACGAAAUCACCCCUAACCCUGCCCGUGGAGCUGCAAGUCACCACACCCACCGCGUCUGCCAAACAGGAAGUGACCCAGCCGAAACUAACCCCUAGCGCCACAAACGACGAGAAGCUACUUCACCGCAACAAACCGCAGCACAUCACGUCGAAAGUAAAAAGCUCUCCGGAUCUUCUCUCCAGCGGCGAAAAACGCAAAACACGCUCGACCUCAAAAAAUUACCCGCGUAAGACUACAACAGUCACCAACACGGCGCUCAAACUUGACUUAACGGAGACCCAUCCUCAGUUAACAAGCAAAAAUUCCGGGGGCGACGGUCAAGUCAAGCUCGAAAAGGUCAAGGCCAAAUCCCCAAAACAACCAAUCAAAAAGAAACACGGCUUAGAGAUCUCAGAAACCGUCGGGAAAAAAGUGACCAAACCAAACAUGAGCGGACGACGCUUGCAAAACAUGAACUCCAACAACGGCAGCAGUGUGGAUUCGGAAUCGUUGCCUGGGAUCAACAUAGAAGAAGCAUCCGAAAAUGACGUCAAAGAAGAUCCUUCGUCUGUCUUGAACGAGGAAACUGCGCAGGCAAUCGUAGACCCAGAGCCUGAUGAAGUCACGGUCAAGCCGAAGAAGAAGAAGAAAUUGAAGCGUCGGAUCAAACCGAAGGAGGUUAAACCGAAGAGGCCCAUGUUCACGGGCUGGGACUUUGAUAAAGAACUACAGAAGCAUUCCAUGAACCGUCUCCCACGGGAGAUAGAGAUCACGGCGAUGUUGUUGCAGAGAGCCAAGAAACUCAAACAGCUGAAACCUCCACGAACAAUUGAAGCCAACACGUCUGGUCUGACCUACCCCUCUCAGAUGCACGCCGACCGGGAUGACGUCAAAAUUUAUCUGGCCAAACAUGGGAUUGCGGGGCAUUUCGAGCGCUUGACGUCGACCCUUCUGCCACCGGGCUACGGGCCCAUCAACUCUCUGAUCCAACGGGAGAGAACUCUGGCCAACUUGAACCAACUUGAAGACGAGGGCAACGCCUUUCUGACGGCGGUCACGACAAAAGUGGCGGGAAAACCUGUCUCUUUUCCAACGGUCUCAAAAUCCAGCAGCGUCACUGCCGUCCUUGCUUCGGGGAACAUCGGCAAACGGCCAUCAACGACAGCUACCGUGGUCUCGGAAAACGGAACAUUCAAGUCUUUUGAUAUGUGAAUUUUUUUUUCAUAUAAUCAAUUAUUUAUACGGAAAUUAAAAGAAAACGAAAUAAGCUACCUAACAGUUGUAUACUUAGUUCAUUAUUAAACACCGUUUGCCAGUUUAAAUAAAGUAGUUUUAUAAAAACUAAAUAAA